Messenger RNA from Aaosphaeria arxii CBS 175.79, 260 nucleotides. RefSeq lists its product as uncharacterized. The transcript has a single exon. Lineage: Eukaryota; Fungi; Ascomycota; Dothideomycetes; Pleosporales. The record is from RefSeq and is a predicted model, not a curated record. Bases 69 to 242 code for a protein of 57 amino acids.
GAGGUGUAGAUAGCAUGUCAAGCGGCAGAGUAUGAGGUGUUUUGGCUCCUGGGAGGGGACGUAGGUUGAUGGGUUGGGAGAUCCAUGAGGGUGUUGUACUGUCGGGGUUGCUGAGGAGAAGUAGUAAGGACGAUCAGCUAUAUGUCCCGCUUGUGUGCUAUGCCUUCUGGUCGUCUGGUCUUGUGGGUUAUGUUAGGGUGUUGAGGACAUGGUUCCGUGUAUGUGGUUUUGUUAGUAUCUAGUCGUAUAGACGUUUUGCU